AUGUCGGCGUCGUCGCGCAGCCAGAGCUCCUCCCCCGAUAUCCUGGGUCCUCCAGGCGAUGCCCAAUAUUUGAUCUCAUCGCCCAUUAAGCCUUUUGCGGGGCGCCAAAGCUGGAUGUCCCCUAUGGUAGCCAAAUCACGAACUCCAGCCAAGGGACCGCGACCGCGCGUCAGCCUCAGUCCCGCGAAAAGCGCGCAUUCCAUUCAAUUCAACGAUGUUAUACUCCCCGGGUCGCCGACAAUGAGGUUCAAUGGUGGUCGGCAGAGGUCGCUCUCUCCGGAGAAACUCCAGGAGGGAAAUGUUAGCCCGUGGCGCAUCCGACUCACGCUCGAAGCGACACAAGAUGAAGAUGACGAGAACCGGGGUAGCCCGUCGCGCAAACGAUUAAAGCCCUCAACUACGACAACGAUGAUACCAUUAAAGGACGAGAGGAGUCCAUUGAAAGAGAAGACGCCCUUAAAGCGGCGAGGGCGUCCACGAAAGUCUGACAUAAAUUUGUCCCCGUCCCUCAGGGGCGCUGGACAGACCCCUCGCCCUGGACAUACUCCUGGGCCGGGGCAUGCUCCUGGGACACAAGUUGGUAAUUCUCAGCCACGCAAAAGAGGCCGGCCACGGAGCACGCCCAAACCCAAACCACAAGAUUUCCAGCUGCUGGAUGAUCACCCAACGCCCACUGUGGAAUAUGAACAUCCCUUUAGUCCGAUGGAUAUCAUUCCCAAUAGUGAUUCCCGUCAAGCCCAGCAAUCCAGCCCGAAGGACACCACGACCAAUGAAGCUGGUCCAGGCCAACGUGAAUACAGUCCGAUGGAUACUAUAGCUAGUGAAACCGGCCUAAGCCAACAACGAUUCAGUCCGACGGAUUCUUUCGCUGGGAGCAAUGCGCACGCCAGUCCCUUGAAUCUCGUAGGGGAUGCGGACUCCGAAGAUGACUCUUGGGGGAACUCAGACAUGUCAAUUGCAGAGCUUCCCGACCCAACUGAGCCGGUCACGGAAGAUCAGGGCAAUCUUCGCCGUGAGUACGGCCGAACGAGUCUGGAGACGCCUGUUAUCGGAGCUACGGAACAUCACUUUCUGGAUGAUGAAAACAUCCACUCUACCCCUUCGAAAAUGCCAUCACCUACACGUGAGAGAGCAAUCUUGUCAUCGAGAGCUUCUCCUCACAAUACCGCCAGCCCACAAUCGCACAAAUAUCCGACUCCGACCCCCACGUCUUCGCUGGCCGAUGAAGAAAAUCAGACCCAACGAGCCGACAUGGAUCAUCCCCCACGGAUAGAACCCCAUCAUGCGGAAACUGAACCCGUUGAAGAUCCCGCAGACGAGUACGAGGAAUUUGACACUAUCAUGGAAAGUGAAGGGUUCACUAUGAUUUCCCUUGAUACACUCCCAUCAGCCAAGCAGCAUGGAUUCGGCUCCAGCGCUGUGACAGACGGUGGUCCCAAACCAAAGGAAGUGGGAGGACGAUUGAAACGCAAACUUCCCGCAACGAUCGAAGACCUCCGAGGUGAUUUGCGCGCUCAAAAGUCAUCCAGUUCACUCUCUACAGCCCUACGUCCUGGGUUAUACGAAAAUCCUAGCACCGAUAUUCCGGAGAAGCGCUCUGCACAUGCGACUGAGCGGCAAUCUAUGAACUACGUGAAUGAGAUUGCCUACCCUAAACUCCCUGCCGCAUCGUCUCCUGCUAAACCAACAAUUGUUCCGAAGAAGAGCACAUUGACCAGCUUGGCCAAACUUGUUCGUCUUAGCUUGGCUCUGCAAGGUCCCUUUAGGCCUCAAGAAGAUGAGUGGUCAGGCAAGAGUAAUGCUCGUCACAAAAGACGUCGGUUGGAGGGUGUUUUCAGCACAUUCAACGCUGAAACCCAGCGAGAACUCCGAGCUGCUAUGGGGCUGGGGCAGGAGCUUGCUAUGCGUCGAAUGCUCGCCGAGGAAGAUGAGGCUGCGGCCAUAGCAGCAGAUCAUGAAGCAUCUCGUCUCCAGGAGGAACAAGAAGAACAAGAAGCACGUCACUAUAACGACUUCAACGACGAAGAAUUGGAAGAGCAGGAGCAUGAUCAACCCGUCGAAGCCGACGUCGAGACGCAAGACGUAUACACCGAACCGUCACAUUCCAAGCCCAAUACCUGGGUGCAGCAAAGCCCAAUGUCCCACCGAAAGGCACAGCGGGAGGCACAAUGGCAGCUUGAACGAGAAGCAGUCAGCGGCCAGGCCCAGAUGGCUUCGAACUCACGGUCGGUCGUUUAUAUUGAUAGCGAUGAAAAUGAAGAUGAUGGGGACGUCGGACGUGGAUAUGAACAGCGAUUUGAAUCCGAGACCGGAAAUGGGUUUGAUGAGAAUCCCAAAGAUUCUGCGCCUGAGUCCGUACCAGAACCAGCAUAUGUGCUCCAAGAUGUUGAACUCGAGCCCGAGCCCUUAGAAGAUGAGGAUGAUGGUUAUGAUGAUAUUUGGCAGCUCGAAGCCAACGAGCACAGCCAUAUCUCACAAAACUCCAAGGAUGAUCAUGUUCAGUCUCCCCCGCAGCCGCUUGCACGUCCUUUGGGCAACCUUCCAAUUUCCGCGGAUCAAGACUACAGGAGCUUAUCACCUUACGCUACUUCAGAGCAUGAUUAUGUAGCGCGCUUUGGCCCGUCUAAAGUUCGCGAGCUCCGUGAACAACAAGUCGAUUUGUCUGCUCUGCUUGCAGAAGAGGAUACACCAAACCGCGCAAGGUAUUACAAUGGAACGAGUACACCACGGAAUUUACUCGCCCAGCAAUCAGAGACACAAAAUUCCACAAUCAAUAGUUCUGUCAUGAAGGAUCCGGUAUCGCGCACGCCAGCGCGUAUUCGUUUACAACCUCUCUCCCAGUCCAGCCCCGAUACUCCCAACCCACGGCUCCCCAAUUCACAAAACGCGUUCCUCGACAGCAAGACGUCACCGAAGGCUGCGCAAAAAAGCCCGCUUACGCAAGAACUAUUGGAAGAAGAUCAUGACAACACCAGUGUUCCUAAUUCCGCCUUCACCCAGUCGGAAUCUGGCAACGUUGAUUCUGCCUCCACCCCACUACCUCGUCAGCUCGACAGGGAGGAGCCAGCAUCAUCCUGGUUCAGUAAAUUAACCAGUUUCACCCCGCAAUGGCUGAAAGCUCCCACCCGUGACAGAAGCUCAAGCGUAAGUACUAUCCCGGAGGAAGCAUCCGACUUGGACGAUGAAGAGGAAAUGGCCAGCAUUGAAUCUGCGAAGGGGCUUGACGGACAUCUCCAGGAUGAGCCGCUCUCAAAGAUAGCGAGCCAAUCACGCGCGAGCCAUUGGAGACAGCCGUCACCAUCCCAGUCUCCCCAGAUACAGCAAGAUCCUCUCCCCACAAUGGAAGAAGAGGAUGACCUAAUACACGAGAGAAGUGUUUCUAGAGACCUCUUAGAAGAAGAGGAGGUGUCCGUUUCUGAGCGGAGUGUCUCGCAAAAUCUCUCGGAGAAUGCAGAGCCGGUGAACCACCAGGAUGGGUCGUCUCCAGGGCCACGACCACUCGCUAUCUUCGGGUACUUUUCCGACGAGCAUUACGCCGCGCUUCGUCGUAUCUACCGAGUUGCCAAGCGGUACCCUGAGCACUUUGAAUACUACGAUGCUCCAGGGCGGGCUGCCAUCAUCGGUGAUUGGAUAUGGACCUCCGAUGGUCAUCACGGGGUACCCAUCACAGAGAUCCAAUUUGCCAUCAUCGAUCGCUUUGCCCACGAGCUUUCUCGCGCUGACAUCCAAUAUGGUGGCAGCGGACGGAUCGAUUGGACAGAAGCUGAUCUGCAUCGGAGACUGAUUAGCAUCAUUAUUGGUGAGCAGAUCCGAGAGGAAAGAAAGGCCAAGGCCAAUCGCGGUACUUCGGUGGAUACAUGGCGAUGA
This is a messenger RNA of Penicillium egyptiacum, 3867 nucleotides long. The record is from the annotation of a GenBank genome assembly. NCBI's taxonomy places the organism in Eukaryota, Fungi, Ascomycota, Eurotiomycetes, Eurotiales, Aspergillaceae.